GAGCGCCCGUCCAGGGGCCGCGCGAGCAGAUCCGAGAGUAUGUGACCAAUGGGGAUCUCGUGCCAAUCGAGCCGGCAGAUCUUGAGUAAGUGUUGCAACACAGCCAAUCGGGGACCCCCAGGGCCGCGCGGCGCUGCCGAGGCCCCGCCCCAUCGCAUUCCCGGGGUUGCGGCAUGUGGGCCCUGCGGGUCGCCGUCCGCCAGCGGCUUCGGCUCCCCUGGGUAAACUGUGGCCACCCCAAUCCGAGGGCUGUGCAGCCGCUGCCGCCCUGGCCCGCGCUCGCCGCUUUCAGCCGUUGGGGCCCCGGAAAGUUUCCGGGAAGCGGAGCGCGGGGCCCACGGGCGGACGGCCGCCUAAGCCAAGCCGGAAAAGACGAGGAGGAGCCAGAAGAUGCGGACGAGGAGGAAGAAGAGGAGGAGGAGCUGCUGAGAAGGGACCCGCUGCUGCCCGCGGGGACCCAGCGCGUGUUCCUGGUUCACCCUGACGUCAAGUGGGGCCCAGGAAAACCGCAGAUGACCACAGCCACGUGGCAGGUGGCAGAGGCCACAGCACUGGUGCACACCCUGGAUGGCUGGUCCGUAGUCCAGACAAUGGUCAUGUCCACCAAGACGCCCACCAAGAAGCUCAUCUUUGGCAAAGGGAACUUCGAGCAGCUGACAGAGACAAUCAGAGGGUGUCCAGAAAUCACAUCUGUCUUCCUGAAUGUGGAGAGGAUGGCUGCCCCAACCAAGAAAGAGCUGGAGGCGGCCUGGGGCCUAGAGGUGUUUGACCGCUUUACCAUCGUCCUGCACAUUUUCCGCUGCCAUGCCCGUACCAGAGAGGCCCGGCUACAGGUGGCACUGGCCGAGAUCCCCCUACUCAGGUCAAACCUGAGAAACAACAUUGCCCACCAGGACCACCAAGGAGGAGGCUCCCGCUACAUCAUGGGCUCAGGGGAAUCCUUCAUGCAGGUGCAGCAGCGUGUGCUGCGAGAGAAGGAGGCCAAGAUCAGGAGGGCCCUGGAGAGGCUGCGGGGGAAACGGCGCCUGCUAUGCAGACAGCGCACACGGCGGGAGUUUCCAGUGGUGUCUGUGGUGGGCUACACCAACUGUGGGAAGACCACACUGAUCAAGGCUCUGACAGGCGAUGUGGCCGUCCAACCGCGGGAUCAGCUGUUUGCCACACUGGAUAUCACAGCCCAUGCUGGGUCGCUGCCCUCCCACAUGACUGUCCUAUAUAUGGACACCAUCGGCUUCCUCUCUGAGCUGCCCCAUGGCCUGAUCGAGUCUUUCUCCGCCACCCUGGAGGAUGUGGCCCAUUCGGACCUCAUCCUCCAUGUGAGGGAUGUCAGCCACCCUGAGACCGAGCGCCAGAAAGCCAGUGUGCUGUCCUCACUGCGCAGCCUGAAUCUGCCCGGCCCACUGCUGGACACCAUGGUGGAGGUCCACAACAAAGUGGACCUAGUACCUGGGUACAGUCCCACAGAGCCCCACGCAGUGGCCAUCUCUGCCCUCCUGGGGUCAGGGCUGCAGCAGCUGAAAGCAGACCUGGAAGAUGCAGUUCUGAGAGCCACAGGGAGGCAGCUGCUCACCCUCCGUGUGCACCUGGCAGGGGCCCAGCUCAGCUGGCUACAUCGGGAGGCGACGGUCCAGCAGGUGGCUGUGAUCCCUGAGGAGGGGGUGGCCGAAGUGCAGGUCAUCAUCAUCAGCAAGUCUGCCUAUGGCAAGUUCCGGAAGCUCUUCCCAGGAUGAAAACAUCCCCUAGCAGCCCAGGCAGCUGUCCUGCUGAAGUGUUGGGCUCAACUCCUGGUUCUCUGCUGGGCAUGUGUGGCUGUGACCACCCAGGUCUGGGGUCACGGCCACUGCUGUCCAGCAUGGGCAGCUGCCAGUGUCCGCUCCAGACAGGUGCAGUCUGUCUGUCCAAGUGAGCUGGGCCCUGCCCGCCUUCCUGGCAGGCAUCCACAGUGGAUGUUGAAGAUUUGUGCUUGGUUCUCUGAGCCAAGUUCCUGGGUCCUCAGGGCUGACUGUGACCAUGGCUGUGAGUGGUGCCACAGUGGGGCCUCUCCGUCCCAUGGCCCUCACAUAGGCACAGCCAGCCUUGCUUUCCCCACGCUGCUGUCGGAGAAAGGACGAGAGACCCAGCCUCUGGGCAGCACAGAAGGUGGCAGAGGAUGGCAGAGAGAAGACAGCUCUGCUAAGGAGAACUCAGGCGAGGUGGGGAUUGUACCUGAGGACAGGCCUGCUAAGAAAUGCCAACAAGGAGUCCCACCUGCCCCUCGCAGGUGCGUGUGCCCACCGCGUGCCUGUUAGCGGUCUCUACCAAUAUGAAAAAUAAACUUCAUCUAACAGCA
Otolemur garnettii (small-eared galago) is the source of this 2329-nucleotide messenger RNA. It is a transcript of the gene GTPBP6, whose product is annotated as GTP binding protein 6 (putative). Gene Ontology annotation, cellular component: cytoplasm. Lineage: Eukaryota; Metazoa; Chordata; Mammalia; Primates; Galagidae. The record is from RefSeq and is a predicted model, not a curated record. Bases 174 to 1730 code for a protein of 518 amino acids. The transcript is spliced from 10 exons. Gene Ontology annotation, molecular function: GTP binding; ribosome binding.